Capsaspora owczarzaki ATCC 30864 is the source of this 2166-nucleotide messenger RNA. RefSeq names its product CWF19-like protein 1. The transcript has 9 exons. Gene Ontology annotation, biological process: mRNA splicing, via spliceosome. The record is from RefSeq and is a predicted model, not a curated record. NCBI's taxonomy places the organism in Eukaryota, Filasterea, Ministeriida, Capsasporidae. Bases 25 to 2109 code for a protein of 694 amino acids. Gene Ontology annotation, molecular function: zinc ion binding; nucleic acid binding; RNA lariat debranching enzyme activator activity. Gene Ontology annotation, cellular component: post-mRNA release spliceosomal complex.
UGUCAUCUUUUGUUGCUUUUUCCUAUGAGUUCCGCUUCGUCUGACGCGCCGAUGCGCAUAUUGGUCGCAGGGGAUGUCUGCGGACGCUUCAGCGCGCUGUACAAGCGCAUCGACACGCUGCAAAAGAAGAGCGGUCUGCCGUUCGACAUGCUGCUCUGCGUCGGAUCGUUCUUCAAGCCGUUCAGCCCAGCAGCAGCUGCACUCCAGACUCGAGCCGCUGAUCAGGCUCAGGCUGCAGAGGGAUCGGAGGCGCAGGCGGCCGUGGGCGAAGACGACGAGUGGUCGCAGCUCCUCAAAGGAUCGCUCAAAGCAUGCGUCCCGACGUACAUUCUUGGUCCGAACGCCGCGAACGAGCUCCCAUACUUUGAGGGCGUUCUGGAUGAUGGCGCAGAGCUUUGCCACCAAAUCACGUAUCUGGGUCGCAAGGGUAUUCUCAAGACACCUCAGGGACUCACCGUCGCGUACUUUGGCGGGAGCUUUGGAGCUGGGGCAUACACUGCAGCCCAUCCUCAGUCUGACCAGCUGCACCACUACACACACCACGACGUUGAGCACUUGCUCCAAGCAACCAAGCAGCCCGACUUUCGAGGCGUGGACAUUUUCCUCACGAGCGACUGGCCGCGUUACAUUACUCGUGGUGCUCCGCUACCCUCCAUUAUGCCAGCCACAAUGACCGACGGUGCAUCUGGCUCUCGUGCUGACUGGGGUCGAGUUGGUUCGGACGUCAUCUCGAUUCUGUCCUCGGCCUUGAUGCCCCGCUACCACUUUGCAGGAGCGCUCGAUGUUUAUUACGAGCGCUUGCCGUAUCGGACGGCGCCGGCUGUCAGCAUGGGGCUGCAACAAGGCCACGCGACCAGAUUCCUGGCCUUGGGCACCCAAAUCUCGCCCACCAAGCAAAAGGCCUUGUACGCGUUUACCAUCAAGCCGUUGGUCAAGGAAAUCAAGUCGGUGCUUCUCACGCAUCCCUCCGAAACGACCGAUUCCCCGUUCGCCGACGCGCCUCUUCGCACACCGGCCAUGGGCACGCAGCAAGAGCAGGCGGGCGUUAGUAUGUUCUAUAGCGGUCUCGACGCGAGCGGCAAAAAGCGCAGGCGUGAAGACGACCCGACUGACGGACAAGCCCGCAAGGUUCCCCGUGAGGGCUACGUCUGCAACAUUUGCCAGCAAUCUGGCCACUUUAUUCAAGAUUGCCCGCAAAAGGAUGAGCGUGAUGCACAGCGCCUUGCCCAGCGGGAGGCAGAGCGGGGACCCUAUGUCUGCCGCAUUUGCAACGUCCCAGGACACCCAAUCCAGGAAUGCCCCGAGCGUGUGACGCGACCCAUGGACCAAGAUGGCCAUCCUCGGCUUCCCGACAACUACGUCUGCAAAUUAUGCAAUGUUCCCGGACACCAUGUUCGCGAUUGCCCAAGCAAGCAGGAUACGCCGCCGGGGGCCAAUCGGCGACCGCCCAAUGCUCCUCCGGCCGCACAGGGUCCCUGCUGGUUUUGCCUCGGCAGCCCACAAGUCGAAAAGCAUCUGGUUGUCAGCAUUGGUACGGAGCUGUACAUGGCGUUGCCGAAAGGCGGACUCAGUCCUCAGCAUGUGCUCCUGCUCCCUAUCGGCCAUGUUGCGUGCUCCAAAGAUCUCGGCGAAGAAGCUCGCGCAGAGAUGGGGCGAUACAUGAGCUCGGUGCGCGCUUUGUUUGCUGCGCAGGGCUGCGGCAUGGUGGCUUUUGAGCGCAACGUCCGCACUCCUCACAUGCAGAUCCAGCUGAUUCCCGUCCCGCUGGCUCUCACCGAGCAGCUGAUUCCCACAUUCCAAGAGCAUGCGAGACGAUUGAAUUACUCGUUCCAAGAGCUGGCUCCUGGGGAGGACUUGACGGCGGCUUUGCCUUCGCCCGACACGCCGUACUUUGUGGUGGAGUUUGACUCUGGUGUCAGAUUGUUGCUUGUGGUGACUGGACGUUUCCCACUCAUGUUUGGCCGCGAGGUGCUCUGUGACCCUGCCCUUCUGAACGCGCCAAACAAAAUUGACUGGAAGCAAUGCCAGGAGUCCGCCGAAACGGAGACGACCUUUGCAAGCGACUUCAAGGCUGCGUUCAAACCCUUCGACCAGACCGAUGACCUCUGAGCCAGCUCGUACUUGUCGUUGCACCAGAGUACCAAAAAAAAAAAAAGAUUGUCCAAC